AUGGCCCCUACAAUGCGAACCCUUGGAACCAAUGGCCCUUCUGUGCCAACUGUGGGCUUCGGCCUAAUGAGCAUCGGUGGCAUUUACGGGGCUGCUCCCAGCGACGCAGAACGCACUGCCUUACUGGACCACGCUCAUGCCAUUGGUGAAACAUUCUGGGAUACUGCAGAUGUAUACCAGGACUCUGAAGAUGCAGUCGGUCUUUGGAUUAAGCAGAACCCGCAGAAACGCAAGGAUAUCUUUCUGGCUACCAAGUUUGGCAUCCGAUUUGACCUGGCUACGUAUUCGCAAACGCUGCAUUCAGAUCCGGAGUAUGUGAAAGUAGCCUGUGAUAAGAGCCUUAAGAGAUUGAACACGGACUGGAUUGAUCUGUACUACUGCCAUCGCGUUGAUGGGAAGACACCGAUUGAGAAAACUGUCGAGGCCAUGGUUGAGCUGAAGAACCAAGGCAAGAUUCGCCAUAUCGGCCUUAGCGAGGUUACUGCGGAUACACUCCGCCGUGCGCAUGCCGUGCACCCGAUCACGGCCGUUCAACUGGAGUACAGUCCAAUCGCAAUCGAAAUUGAAGAUCCCAAUAUUGGCCUUCUUGAGACAGCACGCGAAUUGGGUGUUGCCACCGUAGCUUACAGCCCCAUGGGCCGCGGUGUCCUAACCGGUGGCUACAAAACGGCUGAAGCGGUCCACGCUAAAGACCCCUUUUUGGCCAUGCUACCGCGCUUCUCAAAGGAGAAUUUCCCUAAGAUUCUGAGCAUGACUGCCACAUUUGAGCAGAUUGCGACCCGCAAGGGAUGCACAGUUGGUCAGUUGUCUGUGGCGUGGGUGUUGAGUCGCGGCGAUAAUGUUUUUGCUAUUCCGGGCACAAGGAGUAUCAAGUAUUUGGACGAAAACUUUGCUAGUCGGCAAGUUACUUUGACACCAGAGGAAGAAGAGGUCUUGACGAAGACUGUUUCAGCGACAAAGUUGGAUGGGGCUAGAUAUCCUGCUAGUUUCCCCGAGGGAUACGAGUUUGGCGAGACCCCAGCUCUAUAA
Talaromyces atroroseus is the source of this 1029-nucleotide messenger RNA. RefSeq lists its product as hypothetical. The coding region runs from base 1 to 1029 and encodes 342 amino acids. Gene Ontology annotation, cellular component: cytoplasm. The transcript is spliced from 3 exons. The record is from RefSeq and is a predicted model, not a curated record. NCBI's taxonomy places the organism in Eukaryota, Fungi, Ascomycota, Eurotiomycetes, Eurotiales, Trichocomaceae.